CGACGGACGUUCCAGACACAUCCGUUAGGCCCUCAACUUCAGGCCCUCUACCGGUCGCGUCAGUGUGCCAAACGUAUGCACCAUCGCGAGGGACUGAUGGCGCGCCUGUUGGAAAUGGCCAAUGCCCAGAAGAUGGUCGAGGUCGCUGAGGACGUAUUCUUUGCUGAGGACUAUCUGAGACUGGUCGACGCUGGGACUUUUCUGGAAGAUGACCUGGUUUUGAUGCUCUCUCUUGACGGCGCGCAGCUCUAUGAAUCCAAACAGUCUGACUGCUGGAUAUACAUCUGGGUUCUCUUCGAUUUGGCGCCCGACGUUCGGUACAAGAAGCGGUACGUGCUUCCG
Messenger RNA from Dichomitus squalens LYAD-421 SS1, 342 nucleotides. RefSeq lists its product as uncharacterized. NCBI's taxonomy places the organism in Eukaryota, Fungi, Basidiomycota, Agaricomycetes, Polyporales, Polyporaceae. The annotation marks the transcript as partial. The record is from RefSeq and is a predicted model, not a curated record. The transcript has a single exon.